This is a messenger RNA of Pungitius pungitius (ninespine stickleback), 5130 nucleotides long. Its product is annotated as ras GTPase-activating protein 1-like. The record is from RefSeq and is a predicted model, not a curated record. The coding region runs from base 623 to 3829 and encodes 1068 amino acids. Gene Ontology annotation, biological process: regulation of GTPase activity. Gene Ontology annotation, molecular function: protein binding. NCBI's taxonomy places the organism in Eukaryota, Metazoa, Chordata, Actinopteri, Perciformes, Gasterosteidae. The transcript has 27 exons.
GUGAGUGAAGAAGAGGGGGAGAGGGAGGGGAGAAAGAGCAGCGCAGCAGCGGGCAAGCCACCAGCCCUGAAACACAGAAAUUAAGGCGAACUUUAGCUUGCGAAGCGGAAUGAUAAUAAUGUACUUUUAGGACAUGGGAGUUCGCACGGAACAACCUGGAUUUCGGCGAUAAGGCUGCGUCGCCCGUGGACUUUAUCCAAGACGGCUAGAAACUCCCGCGGAAAGAAAACAACAACAACACUGGGAAAAGACGGGUUACACACAACAAAAAAACAACACUCCCAGACAAGUGGUCUGCCUUCUGCCGAGAGAGGGGAGGGGAGGGGGUGGGAAGCCGUGCUAAAUGAACAGGAAAUGUUGGUGAAUUUAUACUCUAUUUGAAUUGUACACGUUAAUUGCCAGACAGUGUUGCUGUGUGAACUUUAAACUCAGGAAACAAUGAAGACAUAGCGAGCAAGAACUCAUCAAGUGUCUCGAGGCAGCUAGCCAUCCCGCUAGCGCUAGCUUGGCUAUCUCGUAGCGAGCGAAUGCGAGGAGCGUAAACACUGAAGGAGUUUUGUAAGAGCCGAGGGGAAGGGCAGGUUCCCGUCUGGACUUCCCCGCAGCUACACGUUGCCCUAGUAUGAUGGCUACGGAGGUCAGCAGUGAGGAUGCGGGCUUGGUCACGACAGGGACAGGGGUGGCAAGCGCAGGAGGCCCGGACACGGCCCCUUUCACCUACCAGCCCAAGCCGAGCCGAGUGCGAGUCCCUGAUUUGGGGCAACCACCGGCACCAAACCUGCGCCAAAACUGGAACCCUUUUUCGGGCUCACUUCCCGAAAUGACUUCGACCCACCCCCUUCCUGGUGGGGAUAUGGCCGGGCCAGGGCUUUCCGCAGCAGGGAGUGGCGGAGCAGGAGGUGGACAUCCAGUCGCACAGGGAACAAGUUCAGGGACCGUCGCGGGCGGCAUUUGCUAUUCUCCCACUUCGGAGGGUCCAGGUAGUCGGAUUUCCCCCACACCCACAGGCCCGGAUGGACCCACCGACUUCCCCCCACUGCCACCACCGCCUCCUCCCCCUCCAGGUUGCGGGGUGCCCCCCGGGGGCACCGUGGAUGAGAGCGACAUGCAGGAUGGACCGGAAUACGAGGAAGAAGAAGUGGUCUUCCCACUGUCUGCACCUCCUACGAACCAGUGGUACCAUGGCAAGCUAGACCGAACCAUUGCUGAGGAGCGGCUGCGCCAGGCCCGGAACCCCGGCAGCUACCUCAUCAGGGAGAGCGACCGCCGGCCCGGUUCCUUUGUCCUGUCUUUCCUCAGCGUGACCAAUGGGGUCAACCAUUUCAGGAUAAUCGCCAUGUGUGGGGACUAUUACAUUGGUGGGCGGCGGUUCUCUUCUCUAUCGGACCUGAUCGGUUACUACAGCUAUGUGUCUUGUCUGCUAAAAGAAGAGAAACUGCUCUCGCCAGUGGCGCCCCCUGAGCCUGUGGAGGACAGGAGGAGAGUCAGAGCCAUACUUCCAUACACCAAAGUGCCAGAUACUGAUGAGAUCAGCUUUCUGAAAGGGGACAUGUUUAUUGUUCACAAUGAACUGGAUGAUGGCUGGAUGUGGGUCACCAAUGUUCGCACAGAAGAGCAGGGCCUCAUUGUGGAGGAUCUAGUGGAGGAGGUGGGACGGGAGGAGGAUCCGCAUGAGGGAAAAGCCUGGUAUCACGGAAAGAUCACCAAGCAAGAGGCCUACAACCUGCUGAUGACAGUUGGACAGGUGUGCAGUUUCCUUGUCCGACCAUCGGACAACACACCUGGCGACUACUCCCUCUUUUUUCGCACCAAUGAAAACAUCCAAAGGUUUAAGAUCUCCCCCACUCCCAACAAUCAGUACAUGAUGGGGGGGAGGUACUACAACAGUGUUGAUGACAUCAUCGACCAUUACAAGAAAGAACAGAUCGUUGAGGGCUACAAUCUGAAAGAGCCAGUGUCCGUGCAGCACCAGGAACAAGUUCUUAGCGACACAGUGGAUGGGAGAGAAAUUUAUAACACUAUCAGACGGAAAACAAAAGACGCUUUCUACAAAAACAUAGUGAAGAAAGGCUACCUCCAGUUCAACAAAGGAAAAGGCAAAAGAUGGAAGAACCUUUACUUCAUCCUGGAGGGUAACGACGCCCAACUCAUCUACUUUGAGAGCGAAAAGAGAGCCACCAAACCCAAAGGGCUUAUCGACCUCAGUGUGUGCUCUGUGUAUGGUGUGCAUGACAGUCUUUUUGGCAGGCCACACUGUUUCCAGGUUGUUGUGCAGCACUUUAGUGAGGAACAGUACAUAUUCUACUUUGCAGGGGAGUCUCCAGAGCAAGCCCAGGAUUGGAUGAAAUGCCUUCACACGUUCUGCAGUAACUUAAGGAAAACUACUCAGCCGACUUCCAACAAAAGGCUUCGACAGGUGAGCAGCCUGGUGCUGUAUGUGGAGGAGGCCCACAAGCUGCCAGUGAAGUAUUUCAACAGCCCCUACUGUAACAUCUACCUGAACAGCGUCCAGGUGGCCAAGACCCACCCCCGGGAGGGGCAGAACCCGGUCUUCACUGAAGAGUUCAUCUUUGAUGAUCUGUCGAGUGAAAUCAACCGAUUUGAAAUCAGCCUGAGCAACAAAACAAAAAAGAGCAAAGAAAGUGACAUCUUGUUCAUGCGUUGCCAGCUGAACCGUCUGCAGAAGGGGCAGAUGAUCGAUGAGUGGUUCCCUCUCAGUUCCCACGUGCCUCUGAAGGGCAUCGAGCCCGGCUCUCUACGUGUACGUGCCCGCUACUCCAUGGAGAAGAUCAUGCCUGAAGAGGAGUACAGCGAGUUCAAAGAGAUGAUCUUGCAGAAAGAGUUCCAUGUCAUCUACGCUCUGGCCCACGUGUGUGGUCAGGACCGCACUUUACUGGCAAGCCUCCUCCUGCGCAUCUUCAGACAUGAGAAGGCUGAAGCCCCUCUCCUCAGGACACUCAACGACCGAGAGAUCAACGUGGAAGACGAAGCCACAACAUUAUUCCGAGCGACCACACUGGCCAGCACCCUGAUGGAGCAGUACAUGAAGGCCACGGCCACGCCCUUUGUCCACCACGCUCUCAAAGACACCAUCCUCAAGAUUAUGGAGAGCAAGCAGUCGUGCGAGCUGAACCCUUCAAAACUGGAAAAAAAUGAGGACGUGAACCUGAACCUGGCUCAUCUCCUCAACAUCCUGUCUGAACUGGUGGAGAAGAUCUUCAUGGCUGCUGAGAUUCUGCCACCGACUUUGAGGUUCAUCUAUGGCUGUCUGCAGAAGUCGGUGCAGGAGAAAUGGCCGACUAACACCACCAUGAGGACGAGAGUUGUAAGUGGCUUUGUCUUUCUAAGGCUGAUCUGUCCUGCCAUCCUCAACCCCAGACUGUUCAACAUCAUAGCUGACCCUCCGUCUUCAGCAGCAGGCAGGACCCUCACACUGGUGGCCAAGUCUGUCCAGAACUUGGCCAACCUGGUGGAAUUUGGUGCUAAGGAACCUUACAUGGAGGGUGUGAACCCUUUCAUCAAAAACAACAAACAUCGGAUGAUCAUGUUUCUGGAUGAGUUGGGGAAUGUCCCCGACCUCCCUGAAACCACAGAGCACUUUAGGACGGAUCUCUCCCGGGACCUGGCGGCGCUGCACGAGGUCUGCAUCACGCACUCGGGCGAGCUCCGGACGCUGAGCAACGAGAGGGGAGCCCAGCAGCACGUGUUGAAAAAGCUGCUGGCCAUCACUGAGCUCCUCCAGCAGAAGCAGGCUCAGUAUGCCAUGUCCAACAGCAACAGGACAGAGUGCACCAUCAUGUCACUGGCUGCUGCCAUCCAGGUAAUGUGAGUUUUACAGAGCUCUACCUGAGAGUCAAAGUGUGGUAGUCGGACCACUCGACCUGCCAGCCGAAGCGAGUCCUCUUCCCCCUGCCAGCUGCCCCACCGAAGACUUCCAGCAGUUCGUAUUUAGAAAGCAUGUGGCCUAGAUCCCUGGCAGUUCAAAUGCUAUACGGCUGUUCCCCCCCCGUGGGAAACCACUCGCUGCAUAUCGGAACACCGUCCUUCCAAAGCCCCUCCCCAAAAUGCUCCAGACAUGGUGUGUUGAAGUGAUGACACUUUGACGAGAAGUUUCGUCGCCUAAGACCUUCAAGAGUUGAUUUCCUGCAGUUUCCCUGUUUACGAUUUAUUGACGUGCGUGGCGCCAUGAUGGCUGCUACUUUCCUUGGACAAGACUUGCGGCCCAAAGCAUUCGAGUAGCGUUUUCUGCCGCCAUCAGGGAACUUAAACACAGCGCUUCUCUCCAAGAUGACACAAGCCUUAACUCCCUGCACGGCGCCCACGUCACCCGUAUUUUCCACGAGGUCUUUCUUCAAACCAGACGACAUUGUACGAACUGCCACGUAGCACCGGAACCACUUGUUAGACUUUUAUAAGCUGCUUUGUUUGUUGAUAUUAUAUACUUAGGCUUGUGUACGAUGUAGCUGAACAGCGCUGAAAGCUAGGCUGUAAGUUUGUAGGAGAUAUCUGUAACCUGUCCUGUGCAUGUGUUUAUCCUCAAUGGAUCCUGCUAUUGUGUGUGUGGACCUACACAUAUAUAUGCUGCUCUAAGGAGCGUCACCUGAACGCCACACCUCCAAGCCUUUGGGUGUAAACAAAAGCUUUUUUGCAUUUGCAGUCCCUCUCUUGCUCUCGCAGGAGGCUUUUCAGAACACUCCUGCACCAACUAUUUUCAUAUAGCUUCAUCCUGAGAAGUCAUGCCAUGCACAGAUUUAUCCACUUCAAAGUCAUGAGGGGUCGGCCCUGUGUGCCUCCUGAUGACUCAAGCCGCUGCAGAGUCUGAAUCUGUGCCUGUCAUAGCUCAAGAGUUUACCAAACUGUUUACUGUAGUUGCACUUAAUGAUACCACGGACCUCACCAACCUCACUAAGUGUUAAAAGACAGCUGGUGACCUCAUCAGCGCCACCAAUAUUUGCUGUGCUACAGAGCACGGAUGAUGUAGGUGGAAAUGUGGUGUGCUGUUGUACUUCCUUUCUGUAUUUCAUACAGCUGAUGAUUUGUUCGUUUUUAUUUUUCUACCUGAUAAUGAACCUUGAACCUUUUGCAUCUUAGAUACGACAACCUGGCUAAAAUAAAACUGUUACUAUGUAA